CACACAUAAGUCGCUCCUGAGUAGAAGUCGCACUAUGAAAAAAACUGCGACUUAUAGUCCGAAAAAUACGGUAAUUGUUAUGCUUUAAGAUGCAAGCAAAAUUUUGAGUUACAAGCAUCCCCACAAUUAGUUGGUAUAGCAAAUAUCAAAGUGAUGUCAAAGCAUUAGCUUAUAGUUGGAGAGCGUCAUACGUUUCUUUUCCAACCAUGGGAAAGAAGAAAGUGAGUUUCAAGGACAGUGCUAAGAAGAAAGAACAGAUCAUAUUAGGGCUGGGCGAUAUGGCCUUUUAUUAAUAUCUCGAUAUUUUUAAGCCAUGUCACAAUACACGAUAUAUAUCUCGAUAUUUUGCUUUAGCCUUGAAUUAACACCUGAUGCAUAUAAUCACAGCAGUAUGAUUCUAUGUGUCUACAUUAAAACAUUCUUCUUCCUACUGCAUUAAUAUAUGCUCAUUUUAAACUUUCAUGCAGAGAGGGAAACCACAAUUAAGUCAAUUGACCAAAAGUGUAUUUAUUAAACAGUUAUUAAGCAGUGGCACAAACAUUCAUGUCAUUUCAAAACAGAAAGUGCAAGAUUGUCAGAGACAUUUUAAAACAAGCUAUUAGUGCACUUUUGUGCAUGAUGUCACUAAGAUGACAUAUCAAAACAACACUAAAUUAAAGUCCACUUUUGUGCAUGAUGUCACACAAGAUAUUUCAAUAACUGUCAAAUAAAAAUGAGCUGCAUAAUAUGAAAUCAAAUGGUUUAUGUCCUUCGCUAUGUGGAUGGCUCCAUGAGCUGGGCAAACGCCUGGAGAUGCCCUGUGUCAACAACGCGGUCGCCGCCCUCUACUUCACCCUCAGCAGCCUGACCAGCGUCGGCUUUGGCAACGUGUGCGCCAACACAGACGCUGAGAAGAUCUUCUCCAUCUGCACCAUGCUCAUCGGCGGUAUGCCGGAAGCCUCGUAUGGAAUAACGUCCGCAUGGAGCUGGAGGGGGCGUGGCCUCCAUCUCCGGCUGAAAAUCGGGAGAUUUUCCGGAGAAUAUUUGUCCCGGGAGGUUUUCGGGAGAGGCGCUGAAUUUCGGGAGUCUCCCGGAAAAUUCGGGAGGGUUGGCAAGUAUGACAAUACACAAACAGAACUGUCAUUUGUAUCACUCAACACACGUGGGAACUGAAUGUUCUCCACAUUCUCCGCUUAAGUCUGCCGUUUCCCAGCCUCCCAGCCAAUCAACACACAACAAUGGCAAGAACUACAUUUAUGCAUAGCCUGUUUUGAUUUCUUUUCAAGUACAAGUGGAGUAUUUUUUUUACUUAACAGUACAGUUUUAUUUGACUUUUAAGUACAUUUUCAUUUAGUCUUUAAAAACUGUAUUUUGAUAUUUAUUUCAGUACGAGGGUGUUCUAGAGAAAGGCUUGUGAUUUUAAGACUGAAAAUAAGCUGAUUGAACAUGCAAAAAUAUGAAAAAAAAGCACCAUUUAAAGAUGUUUUGGUGUUUAAAGAACUGAAAAAUUAUUAAAGGGGAACAUUAUCACAAUUUCAGAAGGGUUUCAGAAGUUUUUUUCAAAAUUUUACCCAUCACGCAAUAUCCCUAAAAAAAGCUUCAAAGUGCCUGAUUUUAACCAUCGUUAUAUACACCCGUCCAUUUUCCUGUGACGUCACACAGUGAUGCCAAUACAAACAAACAUGGCGGAUAGAACAGCAAGUUUAUAGCGACAUUAGCUCGGAUUCAGACUCGGAUUUCAGCGGUUUAAGCGAU
Nerophis lumbriciformis (worm pipefish) is the source of this 1734-nucleotide messenger RNA. The record is from RefSeq and is a predicted model, not a curated record. Lineage: Eukaryota; Metazoa; Chordata; Actinopteri; Syngnathiformes; Syngnathidae.